AUGUGCAUCUGGACCCACGAGUUGGCGUGCAUCUGGACCCACGAGUUGGCGUGCAUCUGGACCAAGCAGUUGUUGCUGUUGUUAAACCCUCGGCAAGAAAAACUACAGGGACUUGGACAACCACCCGAGCCAGCGCAACUAAAGGUGCCAGGACUUCUUUCUGGGUCUGAACACCCUGAGCUUUGUGCGAAACAGGGGGCCAAGAUAGCCUCCUUGGUGCACACCGUAAAUUUCAAGGCUUUUCGUCGCAAUUCAGACAGCCAAGCCCCCUUUGUUGGUAUCUGCAAUGCAUUUUUUGCCGCUGGAACGAAACAACAUUUUGUCGAGAUAUCGAAAGUUUCAGCAUUGAAAAAGGUCGGUAGCUCUGCUUUCCCAGCCUUUGAGAUCGAUCUGCUCGCAUGUAUGCUGUGGAAAAAGACCAAGGCUGAGGUCCUUAGAGGGUAUAUUGACCCGUUUUUCACCGCUAACAUGUAUGUCUUGUGUAAUCUCCUGGAAGCAUCGAUGCCUGGUGUUUUCACCACAUUGGCGAAAGUAGGGAUGCUUUAA
Mitosporidium daphniae is the source of this 546-nucleotide messenger RNA. RefSeq lists its product as uncharacterized. The transcript is spliced from 3 exons. The record is from RefSeq and is a predicted model, not a curated record. Lineage: Eukaryota; Fungi; Microsporidia. The coding region runs from base 1 to 546 and encodes 181 amino acids.